CGCUCGUACGGUAUCAACCCUGCAUUAUAAACGCACCUGCACCAUUGCGAGCUGUCAAAUGACGAUGGAAUGCCAAAAUAGAAAAAAGAAAGCAAAAAACAUUGUUUCGUUUGAAACAAUUUGCCGAAACAAUUGUUCCGUAGCAGGGCCGUGCACUUGUGCUACGUUUUGUUUCUUUUAAUUUAAGUGCUCGUUUGAAAUCGUAACCGCAUAGUUCCGUCGGUUCAAUGAUCACGUUUUGGGGAGAACCCAUCAUUGUGCGUAAAGCAGAUCGCGUAUAGUUCGGUCGUCGGUCGCAGCGCCGUGUUGAACAAUUCUCAGCUCGCGGACAAGAUAACUGUGCAGCACUCGUUGUCAUCAUCGUCGUCAUCCUCCUUCUCCUACAUUGUACGACAAUGACCCAGCCCCUGUUGGGUGGCAAUAGAAGAACAAGCGGACAAGUAGAUAAAACUGUGCAUGGUUUGUAGCAGCAGUUCGGAGUGCUGUCACCGUGUGUACGUACCGUCGUCUCUAAUUAAAUACCAUCACAGGCAGUGGCGGUGUCUGCGCUAGGCAUUGCUGAUAUCCCAUAAGGUCAUUGGGGUAGAUAUUUUCAUGCCCAUCUGUUUGUUUUUUACGCACGGCCAUCUUUGACCGGUACCAUCAUCAAUCGAAGGACCGAUUACGAGCGAUACGCGGUACUGUCCGAACGUCCCCCAAAAUACCAACCUUCUCGCAAUUGUAAGCCCUCAGUCGGGUGGGGGACAUGAGUAGCAGUAGCGCCAGUGCUAGCACGGCCGGUGGUACUACUACUUCGGCCGAUGGUUCCACGUCCUCCUCGUUUUGGCGCAACAACAGCCGCACCAUUCCCGGGCGACCGACAACGGUCGGAGUGAAUCGCAUCGGGAGUGGUCGUCCGAUCGGAUCGGGAUCGUCCGGUGGCAGCUCAUCCUUUCAGGACUAUCAGGACUCCGUUAGCGAUGCGUGGGAUUUGGGCGAUGACGAAUUUUGUAUCAUUUCCGGCGUAGUGGACACGCGCAUAUCAAAACGAGCUUCACAGACGGCGGCACUGAAUGUGAUUAAAACCCAUAAGAGCGGCGCCGCUGGUAGUGGUGGUGGUGCCAAACCCCAGAAUUCCGUCCGCUCGGACACACCGGAAUCAAGCGGCGCAGCUACAAGUGCAGGAUCGGGGCGGGUAGUGGCAGAACAUCCCGCCGAUGAAGGGUCGCACGUAACGGCAGUCAUGCGAAUAGAGAAUUUAGAUAUCCAAACUCAGCAGCAGCAGGGACAACAACAGCAGUCCAGCGAGGGAAUGGGAUACGUAAACGAUCAGCGCCUCCGCCAACGGUUUCAUGCGUACCCGGGACGUCCACAGCUGCUAAAGCUCUCCUCAAAUGUAGCCUCCAAGGAUGUGGAGUGUGAAUCAAAGUACGAAAAGUUUAGCAACAUUCUCGAAGCCCCACUGCUGAACCUGAUCGCGCUGAAGGAACUCAGCUGGUCCGGCGUGCCACGCAAGAUGCGGGCCGUCACGUGGAGGCUUCUGUCCGGCUAUCUGCCGACCAGCCUGGAACGCCGUCAAACGGUGCUGGAACGGAAGCGCGUCGAUUACCAGAAGCUGGUGCAGCAGUACUUCGACGCGGACCGUCGGGACGAAAGCCAGCAGGAUACGUACCGCCAGAUUCACAUCGAUGUGCCGCGUAUGAAUCCGCACGUGGCACUGUUUCAGCAGAAGCUGGUGCAGGAAAUGUUCGAGCGAAUACUGUUCAUCUGGGCUAUUCGGCAUCCGGCGUCGGGGUAUGUGCAGGGUAUCAACGAUCUCGUAACACCGUUUUUCAUCGUCUUUCUGCAGGAAGCUGUAGGAGCGGAUAAAGACCUGGAGCAGUGCCAAUUGGGUGACCUCAGCAUCGAGCAGAGGGACAUCAUCGAGUCCGACUCGUUUUGGUGUUUGUCCAAAUUUCUCGAUUGCAUCCAGGAUAAUUACAUUUUCGCACAGCUCGGUAUACAGGCAAAGGUUAAUCAGCUGAAGGAACUGAUCCAGCGAAUUGAUGGAACGCUUCACCGACAUCUGCAGCUGCACGGUGUCGAUUAUUUGCAAUUUUCUUUCCGAUGGAUGAACAAUCUCCUCACACGUGAACUGCCACUGUACUGCACUAUCCGGCUGUGGGAUACGUAUCUGGCCGAGUCGGACGGGUUUGCGGUGUUUCAGCUGUACGUUUGUGCCGCCUUUUUGUUGCACUGGAGGGAACAGUUGCUUCAGGAGAAAGAUUUUCAGGGACUCAUGCUGUUGCUGCAAAACCUGCCCACACACAACUGGAUGGAUUCGCAUAUCGGAGUGCUGGUGGCGGAAGCGUUUCGCCUUAAGUUCACCUAUGCCGAUGCCCCCAAGCACCUCGAAGCCAAAAGUUGACCCGGAAUGACGCUGGACGGUGGGUACUAUCACAACUACUGUAGAAACUAUUUGUACAAGUUUAUUUGAAACCAUUCUGACCGUGCGUCCGCCACAACUAAAUGGGUGGGUGGGAGGGCUAAAAAGAAAAAAAUGUUCAAUCCACUUCGUGACGGUAUUAUAACACGAGUAGGGAUGAAGUGUGCGAUAAACGGGUGGGACGAUCAUACAUGCAGGAUGCUCUUGUGGAACAAGAGCCGCUUUUUCUACUUCUAGACCAGAGGGAACAACAAGUCAAGAAACAGGUGCUCUCGCGCGGUACUGUGGUUGCGUUUGGUAUUGUUUUUGAUUUUUUUUAUCAAAAAAGAAGGAAAAUCACUAUAGUUAUCGAUCUCUGUAUAAAACAAACAAAAUCAUCGAAUUCAGAACGUUUGUUGUUCGUACCGUUUUUUCCAUUCAGAAUCAAAAUCUGACACCUAUAUACAAACGAAAGUCGCCAGGGUAGAGCAGACGCGCGGGUAGCGGUGAACACAUCGAACGGGGCAGGUAGUGAAAACAGCUGAGUGAGAACGCGAGAAGAACUGAGAACUGCAUGAAGGGUAGGUCAUUUAUGAUUGUGUCGGACACAGCAGAGGAGAACAAAUAACUGCAACCAAUUAGCUAAUUGUAAGAAAGGUAACGAAUAAAUCAACCAAUAUAAGGGACAUCUCAACAGUA
Molecule: messenger RNA, 3082 nt
Organism: Anopheles stephensi (Asian malaria mosquito)
Lineage: Eukaryota; Metazoa; Arthropoda; Insecta; Diptera; Culicidae
Gene: Tbc1d22
Product: TBC1 domain family member 22B
Exons: 5
Coding region: 746-2386 (546 amino acids)
Biological process (GO): activation of GTPase activity
Molecular function (GO): GTPase activator activity
Source: RefSeq, a predicted model, not a curated record